UUCCGAUUCAGGAAUUCUUGACGUGGCCGCGUGUCGCCCGCAGCACGCGCUAGGGAGACAUUCGAGGAGUGCAGGCGGAGCAAACACCGUCAGAUUAAAUUUCUUUCCUCGACGCUCUUUCGGCAACAAAUAGGGAGAGGGGUACCGAGCGAGCCGGCGGGUCGAAGUAGGCGGAUGAAUCGAUCAUCGUCGGGUUCUUUGGAUUAUUGUUCGCUGGAUUUCGAUCUGUGCCGGUGGAGGUGUUCGCCAAGAUGAAGAUAUUUUAGGUUUUGGAAAAGCCUACUAUAUCUGCAUAAGGUUUCCUUUAAUAUCUUGCGAUAAAGUUUACUGAUCUCUCAAUCUUGGUCUGGGAACAAAGAGAAUAUCAAAUUGUUGAUCCCCGAUGUGAGAUUACCACUUUGUCAGAGGAAACCAAUAAUUUCUGCUUUCCUGGUUGACAUUCAUAAGAUGGAACCUGAUCUGGUCAUGGAAGUACCUGACACUCCUGACAGACUGGCACAGUUGGCUAACAAGUCAUCUGGCAGUUCAUUCCAGAAUGAGAAUAUCAAUGUAGAAGUUGAUCCAUUGUCACCAAGCCAAGGUAUCAAGCAUCUUUUACAAAGGAGGAAUUCUAAACAUCUGAAUCUGAAGGAUACUGGUGAAAGAUAUGAUAGUACUAGAAGUACAACUCUUGCUGAUAAGAUCCUAUCUACCCCGGGCAAAUCAAUGUCUGAAACAGUGAAUAGGAAACCUUUGCUCGGCACUUCAUUUGAAGUUGGUAAAAGUGCGGUUUCCAUGGACAACAAGGAGAGGGUGAAAAGAACUGACUUGAAUCAUGACACACUUACCUUACUAAAUGGUGCAAUAUGUGAGGAUGCUAAGAGGAAGAGAGGGAAAGGAUUGCUAAGUGAAAACAGUGGGGUACUUAGAAGCUAUGGAAGCAGUGCAUUACUUGGUAUGGGAUCAUCACUUCCUUCUAUGUCAGUUGGGCAUGGCCGGAGUCAGAUUGGAAUGGUUAUAUCUGAUAAAGACAAUUUAAGUUUGCAGAAUGCUUGUGCUGAUAUGAAAUUCAGAGACAAGGGAAAAGGAGUUGAUUCAUGUAGUGGGGUACAUUCCAAAUCUCAUCAGGAUCUAGCAAGUGUAAUACAAACUGUUGUUCCUCAGAGACCUAGGGGGCUGAGAAGGUUAGUUCGGAAUGGCUGUAUCUCUCCUUAUAACAUAGCAAGGGUCAGUAAUGAAUCUGAGGUUAACUGUCAGAAUGGAAAGACAUCUGGUGGACAGAAAUGUUCUUCGUUUGCUAGAAUUAGUGAUCAAGAUAAAUUACAGGGAAUUGAUAUAUUGGAUGAUUUGCAACCCAAAGUAAGCCAGAGAAAGCUGGUGAGAAAUGUUUGCAUCUCCCAUAACAGUUCAGGGAGUUCAAAACAGCCAAUAGAGGAUGAACUGAUGGAGAUAGAGUUCGGAAGAGUGCCAAAGCCUAAUAGGACAUCAAAUCAAAUACACAAUGUCAAUCCUGAUUCUAGAGGCAGAAGUGAUGAUGUCAAGAAAGGGAAAGGGAAAGCAAAAACUGAUAUUUAUACAAUGACAAAUGGGCAACAUGGUAAAGCUAAUUUUCCAUUGAGCAGGCUGGAUUCUAGGAAAGAUGUAGCUAUUUAUGGAGAUAGCAACACUGAUGUUUUGGGCUUUGAAGAUCAAGGAUGGAAGACAGACGGUUGGAGAGAAAAGGAAUCUACAGUGUCAUCAUUUAAGACUGCUAACAUAUGUGAGAGCGAAGCCUCUGGUCACCAAUCUGAUCAGAGUAAUGUAGUUGCAAUAGGAACUGAAAGACCUUCUUCUGAGUCAGACCUGGAAAGCAGAAGAAAAAAGCAUACAGAUAGGAAGCGGAAAUAUGGUUCAUCUAGUAAUUUUAAUGGUGAAAGCUCUAGUUCAGUUCUUGAUUGGCGAUUCUCAAAAUCGAGAUCGACUAAAACUCAUAAUCCUCAUGAACGUGGUAUUAUUUUGGGAUCAGUUAUAGAAGUUGAUGAGCUGCAUUCACCGGAAGCAAGAUCUAGUAAUCUUCAAGAACAAAGUCAUAGUAUUUUUGAUAGUUGCAAUGCAAUGACUAGGCGGGUUGAGUCAGAUGAGUUAUUCGCUCAGCAACUUCAAGAGCAGCUUUAUAAUGAAUCACCAGGAAUCAGAAACAGGGAGGAGAUUGAUGCAUCAAUAGCAUGGUCCUUGCAGCAAGAGGAGAAUGCUCGGCCUAUGUCUUUACCUUCAUGGCAAACUCAACGUAAUCGUAGGGACAGGUUAAUUACACGUCUGCAUUCUCAACAACUACCUGGGAAUUACUUGCCCCAGUCAGUAAAUACUGCUCAAUAUGGAUUAUCAAUGAGAUCUGCACCAUGGAUGAGAUAUGUUGACUUUCCCGAAAUGGAUGUUAAUAUGGGUCUGAAAAGUCAAACCUCGGCCGAAUCAUUCGGUGUGGACUGGUUUUUUCUGAACUGGCUAAGUUUUGGUAUCAAAACAUAUAGUCAAUAUUUUAAAAUUUAUUUUUUUAUUUUAAUGAUACUAGUUAUUACUAGCUGAUUAUUGCUUUUUUAUACCGAUACCAUAAUAGUCCACUUGAUGACCGAAUACCAGACUGAGAUAUUAAGCCAUCAAACACCUUUAUUUCUGUCAAGGUUUUAAAUCUAGAUCCGGUACUGGUUUUAGGAAUCUGCUGGACUGGUAUGGUAUUGGUGUAUCAGGCAUAUACUGAUCCGUACCACCUGGUACAACUGAAAAAAAAAAUUAAGUACUGAUUAGUUCCGGUUCAUAUGGUCCAAUAACGAUUCUUUCUGAAAUCUGUAUUCGAGACUGUGAUUUCUUCUACAAUUGGUUCUAUUGCCUUAUCUGUGAUGGAUUUCUGAUUAGUACUGUUUGUUGUUUGCUUAUUAGUUAUUAUUAAACUCGAUUCUAGAGGUUAUAGAGUAUAUGUUAUUAUCUUAUGUGCACUAAAAGGAUGUACAACUAAUUGUUAUAAAUAGACUGUUCAUGUUCCUAUGAAAAGUUUUUUUUAUCAUAAAAGGAUGUACAACUAUGAAUCUGAGGAGUCCACUAUCAAGGGAAUGAGGUAUGAAGGAGCAGCCAGCUAGGUCACUCCCAGGGGCAUUUGGUUCUUAGUUGUGACAAUAUUCAGAAAACAGAUUGGGUCAGGUCAUUUUCACCACAUCAGAUUGAUGACCAAGAAUGACACUGACAAGGCUUUAGAUCUAGCUACACCAAUUUAUAAUCAUUAGGUGACUCGACUCUAAAUGGUUGGGACUUUACGGCUUUAUUGUUAUUGUUGUAGUAGAGUAAGGAAUCAAGUCUUGGUCCCUACUAUAUGCUAGCUUUAGCUUGGACUGUGCUAUUCUGCUAUCAUACUACACUGACACUCAGCAUGGUUGCUGGAAAUGUUGGUUUGAUCCAAGGUUUGCGAUUUCGAAUCGUAUUGCUCGGUUUGGGUGGUACUUACCAACCCACCUGUGAACCGGUAUGCGGAUUGCCUGCUAUUGGGCGGUCCGCUCGAUAUAGUGGCCUGAUUGCGGCGAGGUUGAGGGAGAAGCAUCGAAGAAGGAAGAAGGAGAGGACAUUCGAAGAAGAGGGAGAAGAAAAGGGUGAAUUAGGAGAACCUCGGCGCGAACUUGUUUCCAUGCCCUUUCUCAAUCCUGAUUCGGCGUCGCUCUCCCUCGACGAUCUCGAUCCGGGAGGUAAAGGCAAGGAGAGUCGUAAAGAGGAGGAUUUUGAGGCGCGAGGAUCAGGGGAGGUGGCUGCUAAAGCAGCGAAAGAGGCGGUCUCCUUCAUUGCCUCGUUUGCGACUCUGCGGCCUUCUUCUUGGCCGCAUUCUUUGUCGAAGGCCAAAGACGUCUGUGGCCUUUGGCGUCUUUGCCGCCUUCUUCGUCGAAUGCCAUAGACGAGGCGACAAGGAGAAGAGGAGGAGGCGGCGUCGCCGAGGUUACGUACGCCUAAAUAUUUUUUAUAUUAUAUUAUAUAUAUAUAUAUAUAUAUAUAUAUAUAUAUAUAUAUAUAUAUAUAUAUAUAUAUAUAUAUAUAUAUAUGCGUAUUGCUCGGUACACCCUAGCAUAUUGCUCGGUUCAACAUACCGUACUUCAUGGAUAUAUUAUAAAAAUGAUUUUAUGGCUUUUUUAUGUUUUGGUGAGUCUUAAGAAUAGGUGCGAACACAUAAUUUAAUACAUCAAGAACACAUGCAUGAUAAAUAUCAUGACCAUAAUAAGAACCCAGUUAAUGAAAGAACACAAAAGCUCAAGUAUUAAACUCAAUUAUUGAUAUAACAUGAUAAUACAAGUAUAAUACAUGAUCCAUCAAGUGUCAGAUCAGUAUGACAUUAGCCUAAUGACCUAAAACCUACAUGCAUGGUUACUAACAACAUCAAGGUCAAUGUCACGUGUGUUUUGGAAUACUGGUUAUAUGUCAUAUAAUGUAUUGUGCUAUUGUCAAAUGAGGUGACUGUAACUUACAAAGAUCAGUAUGACAUUAGCCUAAUGGCCUAAAACCUACAUGCAUGGUUUCUAACAACAUCAAGGUCAAUGUCACAGUGUGUUUUGGUAUACUGGUCGUAUGUCAUAUGUCUCAUGCUAUUGUCAAAUGAGGUUGACUGUAACUUACAAAGAUCAGUAUGACAUUAGCCUAAUGGCCUAAAACCUACAUGCAUGGUUACAAUAUCAAGGUCAAUGUCACGUGUGUUUGAUAUACUGGUUGUAUGUCAUAUGAUGUAUCAUGCUAUUAUCAAAUGAGGUGACUGUAACGUACAAUAGUUUGUGUUCAGCUAACUGACAUAAGGGUUGAUAAUAGAACUCAGAUUGGGUAGAGAUUCCCUAGAAUAAAGGAUGAGUAUUAUUGAUAAAUAUACCCGGGGACCAAGUGAGUCAAUUAACAUGGACUUUCUGUAGGUACUGUAAGAUGGUGCACUAACUCAUGAACAUCACUCUGCCAAUGUAGGUGGGAACAUACAGAUUUUGCAGAGUGGGAUCAUGGGUCAACAUCAUAUGUUUUCUAGAGUCCAUCUUGGUAUAAUGACAGAGACCUUUAUGAAUUCUUGGUCUUGAAAUUGGUGUUGCUAUCCCACUUGUUAGCAAAGUCAUUUAUGGCCUUUCCCUUCUUUUCUCUCUCUUGUGACUCAUAGUAGCAGCUGCCAAAAGGGUGGAAAGUUGUGGCAAGCAACAGUAACCUCUUUGCAUCCAUCAGAGGCAGGGAAGAAGAAAAGAGAAGAGAAUGACAUUAGGGAGCUUGUUAUGAUGGCCUAUGCUUUCUGCACCUGGUGUUUCUUCUGCACAGGCAACAAGGGGGAUGGUAAGAUGAGCAAGAGAGCAGAUAGAUGAGAAGAACACAGAGAGUCUUAAUCCUUGAGUCUUUUGUUACUUAUUGAUGUGACAUCCUUUCCUAUCUAUAUAGCUUUUGGAGCUGUUUGACUUUGUGGUAGACUUCUAAACUGCUUCUUUAAAGUUGUUGGCUAGAUAGUCUGACUAUUUAUUCGAACCAAGGUAAGCAAUACCGAAUAAUAUCGUCCGGUACGGGCGGUACGUACCGAUCCAAUAGUAAACCGGUACACGGACCGUCCGUUAACGGGCGGAACGAAUAAUAAUAUUAAAAUAAUAUAUAUAUAUAUGUAUAUAUAUAUAUAUAUAAUUUAAAUAAACGAGGCGACGUCGAGUCGCCUCGGCGAUGCGACGUCGGCUUUUAAAUAAAUAAUAUAUAUAUAUAUAUAUAUAUAUAUAAUAUAAUAUAUAUAUACGGAACGGUAUACCGUUCCGUACCGUACCGAGCGAUCGUCGAAACUCUGGUACGGUACGAAAUUUCAGAUCUUGAUUUGAACAAUGGAGACUAAUUUUUUUAUGAAAGAUAAAUAGUUUGCACAUAUAACAUAAUUUUAAAAGUUAUUUUUUAGUGAAUAAUAUAUGUUUAGUCUUUAAGGUUUUUUUACUAAAAGACUUUAUAUGUUAUAUAGUUCUAUACACUUCACUUUGCUAAUUUAUGGAGAAUCUCGAUUCUUAUAGUUGAUGGCUAGCUAUGCACAAUCCGUGAUGAUCGAAGUUCAUUUUGAGUUGGACUCAAAUUUAGAAGACCACUGAUUAGGAGUCCCCUAUGUAGGACUAAGAGUUAGAUGACAAUUGAGAGUCGUCUAGGAGCCUUCCCCACUACAACUAUAAAGAGGGUCAACAGCCCUAGAAAACACAGAAGAGAUGGAGGCUGCAAUAACCUAGAGAGAGGAUGAAAUAAAGAGGGAAUCACCAGCAAGCUGCAGCCUCAAGAAGUCCAAGCUUUUGCCUGAGAAGUCCGAGUUGUUGCUUACAAAGUCCUUUUCAUAGUUAUGUGUUUAGAUCAAGGUUUGAAAUAUCGUAUCGUACCAGCGUUUCGGUAUGGUACGGUACUAUAUAUAUAUAUAUAUAUAUAUAUCGUCCGGUAACGGGCGGUCUGUGUACCGGUCAACUCGGUACAUACCGUUCGAUACGGGCGGUAUUAUUCGAAACUGUAUACCUUGGUUUAGGUAUACCUUUUCAAAAGGCAAUCUAGAUAAUUUUCUGUGUUCUCUCUUCUUUUGGUGCCUCUAUCAAGCCUCCCAUGAAGCAUGAAUCCGCUUGGAGGAAGGAUCAAGAUCAUCAAAUCCUUCCUCCAAACGGAUCAAUCAUAAAAUAAGUAAAUGUUAGAAUAUGUUCCUUUAAUUGGUUAGUGUGUUUUUUGGAGAGGUAAUUCACCUCCUAAAGUCUGUAUGGACUGUUUACAAUUUAGUUCAGUGUUUCCUCUUCUGAAAAACGUGGCUAGUAAAAACAUGCAAAUUAUAGCAAUCAGACAUACAGCUUUGUAGCUGUCUGAUCCAGAAAUAUGCUAUGGCUUUUAGUAUUAAUGUCUUAUCCAUUGAAGAAAGCCUACCAGUUUAUUAGUAAGAAUCUUGUCAGGAAAACAGGAAAGUUCUGUCACUAUAUUAACUUUUGUUCUUCCAAUUCUGUCAUUUGUUGUUCAGGUUUCUACAAAGGUGUUCCUUUAUAGCAUCUUCUAAAUUCAUAAUUAUAGAAUCAUUGAAGUUGUUCAUUAUUCUUUUUCAUUGUUGAAUAAUAAGGGGUUACAUCACAUCUUCUCCUUGCCAGCUAUGAUAUGUUCUUUCAUAAAUUGCAGAGGUCUGACUUACUUGAUGAACUAGACGCUGGAAUGAAUAGUAUUAGUUACACAACUAAUAUUCUUCACAUUCAACGGGACUUUGAUGA
Messenger RNA from Musa acuminata AAA Group (dessert banana), 7196 nucleotides. RefSeq lists its product as uncharacterized. The transcript is spliced from 7 exons. NCBI's taxonomy places the organism in Eukaryota, Viridiplantae, Streptophyta, Magnoliopsida, Zingiberales, Musaceae. Gene Ontology annotation, molecular function: zinc ion binding. The coding region runs from base 448 to 2541 and encodes 697 amino acids. The record is from RefSeq and is a predicted model, not a curated record.